CUCGCCGUCAUCGGCAAAACUGCUCACUGCAACUAAGGAAAAAGGAUUUCUUCCUCGGCUAAUAACCUGUUCAUCCGACUAUGAACGCAAGCUAUUUCCUCGUGCUCCUGGCCCUGCUAAUGCCUCUGGCCAUGUGCCAUCCCCAGCCCUCCCUGGAUGAGGACAAGGAACAAGAGUAUGGAGAGAUGGCUCAGUCAGAUGAUGGUGAGGAAGAUGAUUCAAAUCUGGAAGGCAUGCUGAGAAUGAUCCAGCAGAGGGGAGGAGAUGAAGAUGAGGAUGGUGGAGAAAAUGCACUGGUGAUGCAGGACGAAGACGGGAAUGAUGAAGCUGGCAUGCAAGCACAAAAACGCUGUGCGACCCACAUCUACGUGAUGGGAUUCACGUCUGGAUCGGGCAAUUCCAAUUCACGCAACCUACCCUACCUGUUUGUCGACCUCUACAACCACGAGGAGGGCUCCGCUCGGUUCCCCAACAACCCCGGCAAGGACAUGCGCAAAAACAAGGGAGACUUCUGGAAGUUCAGUCUCAAGAAAGACCUCAAGCUGACAAAGUGCUGCAUCACCAAGGCCGAUAUUAAGAAGAUCGUCGUACGCAAUGGAGGCAACGACGGAUGGAAGAUUGAGUCCAUCUUCACCAUCCUGCGUUCCGGGUCGUAUUACACUGUCGUGACGGCCGAUGUCGGACUCAACACAAUCGUUGAUGGGAAUCCAAAGGGGAAGAAAGCCUUCCGCCAAAUCUCACUCACCAAGACAUACGACUCCUGAACACAACUGUAAUGACGAACUGUAAACUCUUGCAUUCACAAUUUGGAGAUGCAUUAAAUAUAUAGCAGCUAACUGUAUAAACUUCAUUGCAUGCAUAUCAGCUGAAAUGUAAACCAUUGAAAGUGUGUCAGCAAAGACAAGAUGCAUGUGCAGAAGGAAACCGUUUAGCUGCAUCAGUAGAUAUAAAUCUUGACUGUAUAAUAAUUAUACACAUAUAUACCUCGAGUAUAAC
Messenger RNA from Geodia barretti, 996 nucleotides. NCBI's taxonomy places the organism in Eukaryota, Metazoa, Porifera, Demospongiae, Tetractinellida, Geodiidae. The record is from the annotation of a GenBank genome assembly.